AUGAGUGAAGUUGAUGAUGAUAACAUUGUUUGCUCAAGUCCUUUAGUUUUGGACAACACAACUCUUUUGGACAGAGGAGAUGGAACGUUUGUAUAUCGUGAUCUUCUCUUUCAACUGUGCUCAAAGGAAGAACAAUAUUCCAAAAUGAUUCCACCAAACAACUGCUGGCCCGCAAGAAUAUUUGUUCAGAAACUAUUCACUGCGGCAAAUAGAAUGCACUUCAACGCAGUAACGACACACACCGCUGUCACUUUAUUAAAGCGUCUGUGUGUGAUAAGUCCCGAAUAUGUCCAGAAGCAAAAUCCCGAGACUAUAUGCUUUGUCUGUCUAUCGUUAUCAGCGAAGAUGUAUGAAAAGCGGAAAAGGUGGGUAAAAGAGUUAUACCGAGACACGUUAUUAGUAUGUUCCAAGCGAGAGUUUCGAGCAAAAGAGAUGGAAGUACUUCGAUUAGUAGAUUACCGGAUCGACCUUCCUGUACCGAUCCAAUACGUCAAUCUCUUCUUAGAGAUUUACUUCAGACAGUUACCACAACUCAAUUCGGUUGCUACUAAUGUCACACAUCUACUUUAUAGUGAGCCCGAGAGACUCAUUGGUAAUCACUCUGCUUUGGUUUGUGCUAUAGUAGUGUUAUGUGUUGCUCAAAGUAUUAUGGAUGGUGGGGCAAGUCGCCCUAUGAUCCGUUGGGCUAAAACUUUUUUAAAUCAAAUUGAAGAGAUCACCACACUCUCCAACGAAUUGUUUGAGUUCAUAUUUAAAACCGACAGAACUGCUCAGUUCGUAUAUUAG
Entamoeba invadens IP1 is the source of this 786-nucleotide messenger RNA. RefSeq lists its product as hypothetical. The transcript is spliced from 3 exons. Lineage: Eukaryota; Evosea; Mastigamoebida; Endamoebidae. The coding region runs from base 1 to 786 and encodes 261 amino acids. The record is from RefSeq and is a predicted model, not a curated record.